This is a messenger RNA of Varanus komodoensis (Komodo dragon), 3312 nucleotides long. It is a transcript of the gene COP1, whose product is annotated as COP1 E3 ubiquitin ligase. Gene Ontology annotation, biological process: proteasome-mediated ubiquitin-dependent protein catabolic process. The coding region runs from base 16 to 2181 and encodes 721 amino acids. The record is from RefSeq and is a predicted model, not a curated record. Gene Ontology annotation, molecular function: protein binding; ubiquitin protein ligase activity. NCBI's taxonomy places the organism in Eukaryota, Metazoa, Chordata, Lepidosauria, Squamata, Varanidae. The transcript is spliced from 20 exons.
UCGCCUCGCCUCGGGAUGUCCGGAAGCCGGCCGCCGCCCCAGCACCCUCCGGCCGGGCCGGGCGCCGCGGGCCCGCCGGGGUCGUCGUCGUCCGCCGCUGCCGCCUCCUCCGCCGUCACCACCUCGGCCUGCUCGGCCGCCUCUCCGGCGCCGGGCUCCUCGUCGUCGCCGUCGCCGUCGCCCGCCGCCUCGGCGCGGCCCGUUCUGGUGGCGGUCGCCGUCUCCGCGUCCUCCGGCGGUGGCCUCUCGCGCCUAGCGCCGCGCGCCUUCGCGGGCAGCGGCGCGGCCGGCGGCAGCGGCGGCACGAGCGGCAGCAGGAAGAGGCCGCUGCUCACCCCGCUCUGCAAUGGCCUCCUGAACUCCUACGAGGACAAAAGCAACGACUUCGUGUGCCCCAUCUGCUUCGAUAUGAUUGAAGAGGCGUAUAUGACAAAAUGUGGGCACAGCUUCUGCUAUAAAUGCAUUCAUCAAAGUUUGGAGGACAACAACCGAUGUCCCAAAUGUAAUUAUGUUGUGGAUAAUAUUGACCAUCUUUACCCCAAUUUUUUAGUGAAUGAGCUCAUCCUUAAACAGAAGCAAAGAUUUGAGGAAAAGAGAUUCAAACUGGACCAUUCAGUGAGUAGCACCAAUGGCCACAGGUGGCAAAUAUUUCAAGAUUUGCUGGGUACCGAUCAAGAUAACCUUGAUUUGGCCAAUGUUAACCUAAUGUUGGAGCUGCUGGUCCAAAAGAAAAAGCAACUGGAGGCAGAAUCCCAUGCCGCCCAGUUACAGAUUUUGAUGGAAUUCCUGAAGGUUGCCAGGAGAAAUAAAAGAGAGCAACUGGAACAGAUUCAGAAGGAGCUUAGUGUUCUGGAAGAAGAUAUUAAGCGAGUGGAGGAAAUGAAUGGCUUGUAUUCACCAGUCAGUGAGGACAGCACUGUGCCUCAGUUUGAACCAUACUCACCUUCACACAGUAGUGUUAUUGAUUCUACUGAAUACAGCCAACCUCCUGGAUUUAGUGGCAAUUCCCAGACUAAGAAACAGCCAUGGUAUAACAGUACAUUAGCAUCGAGAAGGAAGAGACUUACAGCUCAUUUUGAGGAUCUGGAGCAAUGCUACUUUUCCACAAGGAUGACUCGUGUAUCAGAUGACAGCAGAACCUCCAGCCAGCUGGAUGAAUUUCAGGAGUGCCUGUCCAAAUUCACUCGCUACAAUUCUGUCCGACCUUUGGCAACGCUGUCCUAUGCUAGCGACCUCUACAAUGGUUCCAGCAUCGUAUCCAGUAUUGAGUUUGACCGGGACUGUGACUAUUUUGCCAUUGCCGGGGUGACAAAGAAGAUUAAAGUGUAUGAAUAUGGCACAGUGAUCCAGGAUGCAGUUGAUAUUCAUUACCCAGAGAAUGAAAUGACCUGUAAUUCCAAAAUCAGCUGUAUCAGCUGGAGCAGUUACCACAAAAACCUCCUGGCCAGCAGUGACUACGAAGGCACCGUCAUCUUGUGGGACGGGUUUACGGGGCAACGGUCGAAAGUCUACCAGGAACAUGAGAAAAGAUGCUGGAGUGUGGACUUUAAUCUAAUGGACCCCAAACUCUUGGCUUCAGGCUCUGAUGAUGCAAAAGUGAAGCUGUGGUCAACCAACCUGGACAACUCAGUAGCAAGCAUCGAAGCCAAGGCAAAUGUGUGUUGCGUGAAAUUCAGCCCAUCAUCUAGGUACCACCUGGCCUUUGGUUGUGCAGAUCACUGUGUCCAUUACUACGAUCUUCGGAACACUAAGCAGCCAAUCAUGGUCUUCAAAGGGCAUCGCAAGGCUGUUUCAUAUGCAAAGUUCGUUAGUGGAGAGGAAAUAGUGUCUGCGUCAACAGACAGCCAGCUAAAGCUGUGGAACGUAGGGAAGCCACACUGCUUGCGCUCCUUUAAGGGUCACAUCAAUGAGAAGAAUUUUGUGGGUUUGGCAUCUAAUGGAGACUAUAUUGCCUGUGGAAGUGAAAAUAACUCCCUCUAUCUCUACUACAAAGGCCUCUCAAAGACAUUGCUAACCUUCAAAUUUGACACUGUCAAAAGCGUUCUGGACAAGGACCGCAAGGAAGAUGACACAAAUGAAUUUGUCAGUGCUGUGUGCUGGAGGGCGCUGCCAGAUGGGGAGUCCAAUGUGCUGAUUGCUGCUAACAGUCAAGGUACCAUUAAGGUGCUAGAGCUGGUAUGAGAGGUGCUCCUUCCCUCAAGGCUUUGCAUACUUGACCCUGCUUUCAUCUGGGAUUCUCAGUGGGGCACCGAACUGAAGCUCGCUGGCCCUUCCUUCUCAGAGUGGUCACACAUGGGGGGCUCUUUUCAUUUCUGGACACACGCAGGACAUCUGGGAACUCCCGAGAAGCACCCGUGAAUUCAGUACCAUCGGUAUUACCUCCCCAGACUUUGCUGCUGCUGACUCCAUCGCUUGUCUAACUUCUAGGAGGGGGCAGGGUGGGGGAGAAAUGGAUUCUUUUAAAUAAACGCCGAUGCUGAAAAAGGAAUGGUGAGCGUUCAUUGCGCCACAUGUGGAAGCAGGACAUCCCUCUGGCGACAGGCAUGGUGGCGGGCUUGCCCUUGUGCAGGGUUUGGCCAAGGGCUGCGCUUCGGAGCCCCGCUCUGGAUGGCCACUCCUGGCCUCUUUCCGUCAUUCCCACCCGAGGACAAACCCCUCUCGUCGCGGCUGGAACACCUUGACCACGUGUCUUUCUAAGUUGAAGCCCUCGAGUAAAAUUUGUUUGGCCCUUCUUGUUCUUGCGUUUGUUUUUGAAAGGAAUUAUGUGUUCAGGCAAGUUUCCUGUUCCAAAGAUCGAAGCAUCUCUGCAACCAACCAGAGCGACCUGUCUAAUAACCGGUAAUUCCUCUGUGCUCAUGUAGAAGGACCGCUUCCAGAGCCAUGCAGAGCAGCUCCGUCCCCACGUCCUCACAAGCAGCUGAUCUCAGCCACCUCUCUUGCCUGCCAGCCAAGUAUGGGCGCCAUCUGUGAUUCAGAUAUGUGCUGUUCGAGAGCAUAUCUGACACCCUUAAUUACCCCCUCCCCCACAGACCACCCAACUUUCACUUAUUAAUGACUUCCUGCCUCUUCUGAUCUGAGUUAAGUGGCAAUGGUCGAACUGGAGGCGCCCGGCAGGCACCGCCUGCUCACACACGGUCCAAUUUGUUUUCCAUAUCGGCUCCCUCCCCAUCGGUGUCACUUGUCGAAAUCAAGCAUUUUGAAUGUUGUAAUAUAUUUUGGGGACAGGCUAUGGUAGCCCUGUUUUUUAAUGACCAUGCAUACACUUAGUUGUACAAGUGGAGAGAAUGGGGCAAUAAACUGUGAUUCCGAGUG